Messenger RNA from Argiope bruennichi, 3269 nucleotides. RefSeq names its product major facilitator superfamily domain-containing protein 12-like. The transcript is spliced from 11 exons. Gene Ontology annotation, biological process: carbohydrate transport. The coding region runs from base 366 to 1892 and encodes 508 amino acids. The record is from RefSeq and is a predicted model, not a curated record. Gene Ontology annotation, cellular component: membrane. Gene Ontology annotation, molecular function: symporter activity. NCBI's taxonomy places the organism in Eukaryota, Metazoa, Arthropoda, Arachnida, Araneae, Araneidae.
AACUGUUGUAUUGCAAGAAGUCCCGCGUGAUUAUGUUUACGUGACGCCUUUACUUAUGACAUAUAUAUUUCUCUCAGACUCUGUGAUAGCUUUUUUCUAUAUACUUACUUUGUUAAGUGCACCGUUAUAUCAAAUUUUUUGGCCUUUCUCCAAAAGUUAACGUUUGUAGCAUAUUUUUUGAUUAUAUAUUUUUAAUGACCUUAAUAACACAUUAAAAUUUUUUAAAAGGUAAUAAGUACGAUGAAACCGGUAUUUUAUUUUGACAGUCUGCAGUUAUUUUACAUAAUAUCGAAGUGAAUAAUUUAUACCGCUUUUUAAAAUAAAUCUGUGUUUAGGGAAAUUUUUACGUAUUUUUACAAUUAAAAAUGGAUGACCCUUCAGUAACUUUUUCAUCAUCACGAUUGGAAUCUCCAAGGCAUGUCAUACCAUUUGGAAGGAGAAUAGCUUACAGUUUUGGUCAUAUUUUAAAUGACCUUUGUGCAUCUAUGUGGUUUUCUUACUUACUCAUGUUUCAACAUAAUAUUUUGGAACUAAGCAAUCAAGUUGCAGGAAAUCUUAUGUUAUUAGGACAAAUUGCAGAUGCCAUAGCAACACCAUUUGUUGGCUAUGAAUCAGAUCGACCAAAUGAUAUGUGGUUAUGUAAAUAUGGAAGAAGAAAAGCAUGGCAUUUGGUUGGUACAAUUUGUGUGGCACUAAGCUUCCCAUUCUUGUUUUCGGAAUGCUUUGGUUGCUCAAAUUCUUCUCAGUAUGCUAGGUUCCUUUAUUAUGGAGCAUUCAUUGUGAUAUUUCAGUUUGGCUGGGCCUCGGUGCAAGUUUCUCAUUUAUCCCUUAUUCCUGAUUUAACACCUUUAUCUUGUGAAAGAGUUGAAUUAAAUUCGCUCAGAUAUGCUAUGACAGUUCUUUCAAACAUAGCUACAUAUGUUUCUCUACUUAUAAUUUUUGGAGUGAGUGAUCCUGGAGAAAAGCACACUGGUCCUAGCGAUUUGCCUAUUUUUAGGUAUGUCUCUCUUUCUGUGGUUGGAGUUGGAUCGUUAUUUUCUGUGUUGUUUCAUGUGUUCACGAAAGAAAAAGAACAUCCGCAAUUUUCUAUUCAACAACAAUGUUUGAUAAAUGAGGCUAGUGACAUGAUUGAAAAGCCUCAUUUAAGAUGGAAAGAUUGGUUUUCUCAACCACAGUUUUACAUGGUUGCUCUAUUAUAUAUGUCUACAAGACUCUAUGUAAAUUUAUCUCAAGUUUAUAUGCCAAUGUAUAUAGAAGAUACCCUUGAACUGCACAAAACUAAAAUAGCCACUAUUCCCCUUGUUAUAUUUGUUAGUGGAUUUUUAUCAUCUUUCAUUGUAAAGUUCAUGAGGAAAUUAUUUGGAAUUAAGUGUACAUACUUUCUGGGCUGUAUACUUGCUAUAAUUUCAUGUAUUUGGAUCUAUGUUGGAGAAGGAGAAUCUUAUGGAAAUUAUCAUUUAUAUGGUGUUGCUGUUUUGAUUGGUGUGGCUGGGUCAACACUUCUCAUUAUUUCUUUAGCAUUUACAUCAGAUUUGAUUGCAAAUAGUACAACCAGUGGAGCCUUUGUAUUUGGUUCUAUGAGUUUUGUUGACAAACUCGCUAAUGGUGUUGCUGUUGUCAUCAUCCAGCAAAUUCAUCCUUGCAUAUCUUGCUGCACUGAAUGCAAGUUUUUUUUCAAAUAUGUUUUGGUAUUUUCUUGUGGAGGAGCUGUUUUACUUGGUUUGAUUGCUCUAGGUUGCUUGCUUACCCAAUCAGUUGGAACCAGAAGAAAUGAAGAACAACUGCAUAGGAAUUCAAUUAUCAGACAUAACCGCAGGAUUGGAAUUCCUUCACAAAAAGAAGAUAAAGGACUUUUAGAUGACGAUUCAGAAUCUGAUUCACUUUUAACAUGACAUAUCAGACAUUUAAUUAUGAAGAAAUACCUUUUAAUGAACAAUUUUUCUGUGUUCUGCAAGUAUCAGAGCUUUCAAAUUUUGGAACAUUCCACUUUAUUGUUUGUUCUGUUUUUGAAUGGGGAACAUUGCUUGAAAUUUACUAUCAGUUUUAUUUAAAACAUUUGUUUUGUUUUUUUACUUUUAAUAGUUUAAUUAGAUCUACAGAAAUUUCUGUUCUUGUUAUUUAGUUUAUUUAUUUUUUGUUUUGUUCCCCAUUUAAACAAGUCAUCUUGAUGUGAUGUUGGAUGUGAUUUGUUUUUCUUUUUAAUAGAAAUAUUUAUUAUUGUUGGAAUGAGAGAAAAUUUUUAUUUUGCUGUAUUCCCAUAUUUUGCAUGACAAUGCAUAUGAUUUUCAAUCAAAUCAAUUUUCUCUUGUAAUUUUAUUAAUAUUAAUUUAAACUUUAGUUCUAUUCAUUGUAAUCAAUUCUAACCAUAAGUACAUUAAAUUAUAAUUCUUAAAUUUAUUUCAUAUUUAUAUUUAUAUAUAUUAUACUGUGUUUUCCCUUUUCUUCUAUUCAUCAGAUCUACCUGAAUUGAUUUGAUUAAUUAGUUAUUUUUAAAAAUUUGUCUUCCAUUUUCCAAAUAGAAAUAUAUCAUCUGUCUAGUGCUGAGUAAUGAACGAAUAAUCUUUUAACUGUAGCACAUUUGAAUGGUAUGUGCAUCAAAUUAUUGUAUUUGUAAAUUAAAAUUAAACUACUCUGUAAAAUUCAUAUUCUUGAGUGCUUUAUGAGGCUCAUAUUUUAGUUAAUCACAUUAAUGUCUUUCAAAAACUGAGCAUAUUGCAUAUUUUAUUGUAGGAAAACAAAAGAAAUCAAAGAUUAAAAUUCAGUAUUUAACCUAAUUAUGUAUUUUUUAAUAAUAUAAUCUUUUGCACAAAAAUUGAUCGUAUUUUUAUUACAAUAAAGUAGGUUAUUAAGCUGUAAAGUAAUGUUCUAAAAGAAAAAAAAAAGUGUGUAUAUAUAUAUAUAUUCCAUCUUAUGAGCAUCAUUAUAAAUCUUUUCAUUUCUUCAUUUGUAUAUUUAUUUUUUGUGAUAUUCAUUUGUUUUACAUAUCUUGGUUUCUUGCAGUUUUCAAUUAUAAGCAGUUACUGCCUCUGUUCCUCUCAGUUCCAUUGCCAACGUUUGUUAUACUAUUUUUAUUAAAAUUUAUCAAUUGUCAUAUACUUCAAAAGCAUUUAAGACUCAUUUAUCAAACUAUUUAUUUGAGAAUUAAGCUUGCAUUAAAUAUAUACACUAAAUUUUAAUAAUGUUUUUCAAGAAUGUUUACAUAUAAUUUAAAAUUGUAUAUGUAAAAAAUGCUCUGCUGAAUAAUAAAACAAGCAAUAGUUUUUAAAUCA